AUGCAAGUCGACAAUGUACAAGAGACCGUGGAGGCAAUCAAGCAUGGAGAAAUCGACGAGUCUCUAUACAGUCGCCAACUGUACGUUCUUGGCCACGAGGCCAUGAAGCGCAUGGGCUCGUCCAAUAUUCUCAUCGCUGGACUGAAAGGUCUAGGUGUUGAAAUUGCCAAAAAUAUCGCCCUGGCCGGUGUAAAGUCGCUUACCCUUUAUGAUCCUACACCCGUCGCCAUCUCCGAUCUCUCCUCGCAAUUCUUCCUGCAGCCACAAGAUGUUGGCAAGCGCCGUGCUGAUGUGACCGCACCCCGCGUCGCCGAACUAAAUUCAUAUGUGCCCGUUACGAUCUACGAGUCGGACAGCCUCACCACUGAUCUGUCUCAAUUAAAACGUUUCCAGGUCGUUGUACUCACAAACACCUCGCUCAAAGAUCAACUUGUGGUUGCAGACUAUUGUCAUGAACAUGGUAUUUACGUCGUUGUUGCCGACACGUUCGGUCUUUUUGGAUACAUUUUCAACGAUUUUGGAAAGAACUUUACAGUUGGUGAUGCCACUGGUGAAGACCCAGUGGGCGGUAUAGUUGCUGGGAUCGACGAGACUGGUCUCGUUUCAGCCUUGGACGAGACCCGACAUGGCUUAGAGGAUGGUGAUUACGUUACAUUCACAGAAGUCAAGGGAAUGGAAGGACUCAACAACAGUGAUCCGCGCAAGGUCACCGUCAAAGGACCCUAUACAUUCUCUAUUGGCGACGUCUCUGGCCUCGGCAAGUACCAGGGCGGCGGUCUGUACACACAAGUCAAGAUGCCCAAGUUCCUCGACUUCCAGCCGCUACGAGAACAAUUGAAGAAGCCAGAACUUUUAAUCCCUGAUUUCGCAAAAUUCGAUCGUCCCGCACAGCUGCACAUCGGUGUGCAGGCUCUCCAUCAAUUCGCCGAUGCUCACAACGGUGAAUUCCCUCGCCCUCACCAUGAAGCCGAUGCGGAGGAGGUAUUGAAGAUUUCCAAAGACUUGGCAAGCCAGACCGAGGAUAAAGUUGAGCUGGAUGACAAACUCAUCAAGGAACUUAGCUACCAGGCGCGUGGUGAUCUCAAUCCUCUUGCGGCUUUCUUUGGUGGUCUGGCUGCUCAAGAAGUCUUGAAGAGUGUCUCUGGAAAGUUCCACCCUGUCGUUCAGUGGAUGUAUUUCGACUCUUUGGAAUCCCUACCAGAGUCUGUGACUCGCUCCGAAGAGGCUUGCAAGCCUCUUGGUACUCGUUAUGAUGGUCAAAUCGCCGUCUUUGGAAAGGAGUUCCAAGAUAAGAUUGCUAAUCUGAACACUUUCUUGGUCGGAGCCGGAGCUAUUGGUUGCGAGAUGCUCAAGAACUGGGCUAUGAUUGGUCUUGGUGUUGGCGCAAAGGGCGGAAUUCGAGUUACUGAUAUGGACCAGAUCGAAAAGAGCAACCUUAACCGUCAAUUCCUCUUCCGACCCAAGGACGUUGGCAUGCUGAAGAGUGAUUGCGCGUCCGCCGCGGUCCAGGCUAUGAACCCAGAGUUGAAUGGAAAGAUAACGACAUUGCGAGACCGUGUUGGUAACGAUACCGAAGAUAUUUUCAACGAACAAUUUUGGAGCGAGCUUGACCUCGUCACUAACGCGUUGGACAAUGUCGAUGCCCGAACAUACGUUGACCGUCGUUGUGUCUUCUUCCGUAAGCCAUUACUUGAAAGUGGAACUCUCGGCACAAAGGGAAAUACGCAGGUCGUUCUUCCUCACAUUACUGAAUCCUACUCCAGUUCUCAGGAUCCUCCUGAAAAGUCAUUCCCGAUGUGUACGUUGAAAAGUUUCCCCAAUCGCAUUGAACACACAAUUGCCUGGGCCCGUGACCUCUUCCAGACAUACUUCGUUGGUCCUCCUGAGAGUGUCAACUUGUAUCUUACGGAACCAAACUACAUUGAGAAGACUCUCAAACAGGCUGGAAAUGAGAAGCAGACUCUUGAGAAUCUUCGGGAUUUCUUGGUGACCGACAAGCCUCUCAGCUUUGAUGACUGUAUCGUCUGGGCGCGUAACCAGUUCGAAUCCCAGUACAACAAUGCCAUUCAACAAUUAUUGUAUAACUUCCCUCGCGACUCUGUCACAUCCUCUGGACAGCCCUUCUGGUCUGGUCCAAAGCGCGCCCCUACCCCUCUGAAAUUUGACAGCUCUAACCCUACUCAUCUUGGUUUCAUUAUUGCUGGAGCGAAUCUGCACGCAUUCAACUACGGAAUCAAACCUCCUACAACCGACAAGGGAUACUUCAAGAAGGUGGUUGACGAUAUGAUCAUCCCUGAAUUUACGCCCAGUUCAAACGUCAAGAUCCAGGCUGAUGACAAUGAUCCUGACCCAAAUGCUCAGUCUGGACCUAUUGACGAUAAUGAAGAGAUUCAGAAACUUGUGGACUCUUUGCCGGCUCCAAAGUCUCUGGCUGGGUUCCGCUUAGCCCCUGUCGAAUUUGAGAAGGACGAUGAUACCAACCACCACAUUGACUUUAUCACCGCAGCAAGCAACCUGCGUGCUGAGAACUACGAUAUCCCACAAGCGGACCGACACAAGACCAAAUUCAUCGCUGGAAAGAUUAUUCCCGCUAUUGCAACUACGACGGCUCUUGUGACUGGUUUAGUGGUUCUCGAACUGUACAAGAUUAUUGAUGGCAAGACCGACAUUGAAAAGUAUAAGAAUGGCUUUAUUAACCUGGCAUUGCCAUUUUUCGGUUUCAGUGAACCCAUCGCCAGUCCUAAGGGCAAAUACCAGGGCAAGAACGGCGAGGUGACGAUCGAUAAGCUGUGGGAUCGAUUUGAGGUGGACGACAUUCCUCUGCAAGACUUUUUAAAGCAUUUCUCGGAUCUUGGUCUGGAGGUGACCAUGAUCAGCUCUGGAGUCAGCUUGCUAUAUGCCAGCUUCUAUCCACCAUCCAAGCUUAAGGACCGUUUGCCUUUGAAAAUGUCCAAACUCGUGGAGCAUAUUAGCAAGAAGCCUGUUCCAGAGCACCAAAAGAACGUCAUAUUCGAGGUGACAGCCGAGGAUCAGACGGAAGAGGAUGUGGAGAUUCCAUAUGUGAUGGUGAAGUUGUAA
Molecule: messenger RNA, 3078 nt
Organism: Talaromyces amestolkiae
Lineage: Eukaryota; Fungi; Ascomycota; Eurotiomycetes; Eurotiales; Trichocomaceae
Exons: 3
Coding region: 1-3078 (1025 amino acids)
Biological process (GO): protein ubiquitination; ubiquitin-dependent protein catabolic process; DNA damage response
Cellular component (GO): cytoplasm; nucleus
Molecular function (GO): ubiquitin activating enzyme activity
Source: RefSeq, a predicted model, not a curated record